AUGGCGCCGUCGAUCGUCGUUGGCUUGGACUUCGGGACAACCUUCAGCGGGUAUGUGAUUGCUUGGGCUUUCAAGGGAUCGACGGACAACAUUGAAGUGAUGUCCACCUGGCCCGGUGGCGGCAACAGAAAAUCCGUGAAAGUCCCUUCCAUUUUAUCCUACGGUACCCAAUCUCCCACCUGGGGCUACCAGGUUCGAGCAUUCACCGAGGCUCUCCGAGGCAUUAAGCUUCUUCUUGAUGAAGAUCAGGAGACAACGUAUUCACCAUCCCUAGUUUCAAAGGAGCUGCUGAAGAAGUAUAAAAAGGACGCCGUCCAGGUGACAGCGGACUUUAUGAGACAUCUCAUUCGCCACGCCGAGGAGGUCCUCGAGCGGCGUCUUGGGAUACCCGCCAAAGCCAUCGAUAAGCGAUUCACUCUCACAGUUCCAGCUGUUUGGUCUGACAAGGCCAAACACAGGACCUUACAAGCCGCGGAGAAGGCAGGGAUCUCCCUCGAAGAGAUUUCUCUUGUCUCAGAGCCGGAAGCUGCUGCCCUUUACUCGUUGCGCGCGACCCAACCCAACUCGAUUGCGAAAAAUGAUGUAUUAAUCGUAUGCGAUGCUGGAGGUGGGACUGUGGACCUCAUCUCGUACCAGAUUACUGAACUAGAGCCUCUCGCCCUCAUGGAGGUAGUGAAGGGAGCAGGCCGCAUUUGCGGGUCAAUGAUAUUGGAUCAACGAUUUGAACACAUGCUCGAGGAAAAGAUGGGGCCCAGUGGCUACGGUGCCUUAUCCGACGUUUCGAGGGAAUCCAUCAUUUCUUACUGGCAAGGUCAAGUGAAGUCUAACUAUGUUGGAAAGUAUGACGAUGAGUAUGUAGACGUGGACUACUUUAUUCCAGUUCCAGGAGCGCGUGACGACCCUUCAAUUCCAAUAGAGGGUGGACUUUUCUACCUUUCCAGUGAUGAUAUUGAAAGUAUCUUCGAGCCUGUUCUUCGCGAUGUGGAAUUGCUUGUCGCUGAGCAGAUGGAGGGCAUACAGAAGUCGAAGCUCACCCCAAAGGCUAUCAUUCUCGUAGGCGGCUUCGGCUCCUCCAAUCUUCUUUUCCACCGCUUGCAAGAAGCGAAUCCUACUGUGACUGUGUUACAGCCCCCCGACGCGUGGUCAGCGGUCGUAAGCGGCGCGGUUUAUCGGGGGCUUGAUGGCAAUCGGGUGGAGAGUCGCAUUGCCCGUCGCCAUUACGGCGUGGAGUACUCUACUCCAUAUAUUGAGGGUAAACACAAUCCUGACGACAAGGUCUGGCACGAGCUUGAGGAAGAGUAUUUCGUCCAUAGAAGGAUGAAAUGGCAUAUACACAAGUUCUCGAAACUCUCCGAAAAUAAUCCCAUCAAAAUACCGUUUUAUCGUACACUUCGAUCAACGAGUGUUGAUGCAUAUGGUCUCUUGUUCAAUGACGGCCUACUGUUUUGUCAGAAUGACAUCGCACCUGACAUAAAGAAUGAUGAAACAAUUCCAUUAUGCUCCUUGGAAGCAGAUCUCAGCAAGAUCCCUCGGGAGCUUUUCGAAAAACUAAGCAACUCUAAAGGAGUGGAGUACUUCAAGAUUAAUUUUGACUUGGUCUUGAUUCCUACCUCCGCGUCCUUGCUGUUCGAGCUGGAAUUCAACGGUGUGCCCUAUGGCAGCGUUCGAUCGAAGUACUAA
Molecule: messenger RNA, 1680 nt
Organism: Aspergillus sclerotioniger CBS 115572
Lineage: Eukaryota; Fungi; Ascomycota; Eurotiomycetes; Eurotiales; Aspergillaceae
Product: Hsp70 family protein
Exons: 12
Coding region: 1-1680 (559 amino acids)
Molecular function (GO): ATP binding; ATP-dependent protein folding chaperone
Source: RefSeq, a predicted model, not a curated record